UUCUUGUGUCCAUUCAUAGAAACCUGAAAAGAAAGCAGGCAUCACUUCAGGAGACUCCAUUCUUAUUGCUGGAUGAGCUGACCACGCAGUUUCCCAGAGAUGUACUAAUGAGUGUGUUGACCCACCUUCCACAGACUGACAGCUCUACUCUGGACAUCUGGAAGAGGAUGCUUGCCCCAGCAGCGACUUUAGAGAGAGUCUUGGAAGAACUGUACAGUGUUCUCCGGGACCAACAGCUGUGCAUGAUUUUUAACAUCACCACAGUGGAUUUUGGCCUCCUUCACCUGACUGUUAUGCGCCCCACUGAAGAGAUCCUGCAAGAAUUAUGUAAGCCAGGCCUCUUCCAGAUGUUUCUGAAGAUUAGAAGCUUGCCAAUACUCUGGCUGGUGCUCAGAGGCCUUGCCCUUCUGUCAGAGAGACCUGAGAUGGCAAGAGAAAUACGGACCCUACUGCCAGACAUCAUGGAGACCCUGCAGUUUGUCAGUGCGCACAUCACUCUUAACGUGCUGAAUAUCUUCAGAAAUGUGGUAAAUCACCUGGGGAAGAUGGAGGCACGUCCCAUUGCUCUGGAGCUGGCUGAGAAUCUCCUGCAUCUUUUUAAUCAUGUGUCAAGUGAAAUACGAGCGCGUUCCAUCCUCCUGUUCAAAGACGUGAUAGAGGCUGUGGUGUGGUGGCAAAAGGGAGACAUGAAGAAGAAAGUGCACCGGGGCCUGCUUCCUCUGCUCUUUCUGAACAGUGAUGAGACCUUGAGCGUUGCACAGGCCUCUAGGGAAGCCCUCAUUGCUUGUGCAAAGUUCCUGAAGUGGAAGGAGCUUGAGCACCAGGCCCAGAAGAAGAAUAUAGUGGGGAUCAUGGAGUGCUUGCUGCAGCAGGGCAGGAGGAGGGUGGAUAAAUAUCUGCAGCAGAGCCUGCUGUACCUGAGGCAUUCUCAGGCUUCUGUGCGACAAGAUGCUCUUUUAUUCAUUGGGCUGACUUUGAGUCUGUACUGGGACCAAAGUGAGAGAGAGCGGAACAAAAUCCACAAAGCCCUCCAUCCUUUGGAACACGACACCCAUCAGGGAGUCAGUUCUCUGGCAACUUCAACAAUCCUGAUGCUGAAAUAUCCAGGGCGGCAGGCAAAAUCAACAUGGGGCAAGCUCGCAAAACUGUGUUGCUGGCCCUGCAGUGCCAUCUCUUCUGAGAAAUAUCACUGAUUAAAACUUGAAUUAC
This is a messenger RNA of Numida meleagris (helmeted guineafowl), 1209 nucleotides long. Its product is annotated as maestro heat-like repeat-containing protein family member 7. The record is from RefSeq and is a predicted model, not a curated record. Gene Ontology annotation, cellular component: cytoplasm. The coding region runs from base 108 to 1193 and encodes 361 amino acids. The transcript is spliced from 9 exons. Lineage: Eukaryota; Metazoa; Chordata; Aves; Galliformes; Numididae.